UAAACCGGUACCACUGCAAAUUUCACUCCUUAACCUUUCAUUUUAGCAUGUCAGAUAACAACGAUAUUGCGUAAAGGAAAUCACGAAAUAGUCAACAAAAUCUACUUAUGAUAAGUACAAUAAACGGAGAAACGAAUUUAGGGAACACAAAUAGUCUAGAAACAUGGGUAAAGCGAAAAAAGGUCGUAAAGGAAAGAAGGGAGACGAAAGCGAAUCCGAUAUUGAUAUCGGCAACGAUGAGGUUGAGGACAAUGUGAAAACCAAGGCAAAUAAGCAACCAGAUACGGUGGACGAAAGUGAUAAACCUAAGAAGAAAGUUAACAAGAAAAAGGAAAAGAAAGUUGCCUCUGACUCUGAAGACGAUGAGGAGGAAGUUAAAGUUCCAGUUAAGAAAGUCCAGAAAGGUUUCGCUUGCUUAGAAGUAGAUUCUGACUCGGAUGUUUCACAGCCUCCGCCACCAGAAGAUGAUAGUGAUAGUGAAAAACCUGUGAAAAAAAACAAAAGUAAAGGUGGCAAUAGUGAUGAGCGGACUAAAGAAGGGAAAAAGGGAAAGAAGGCUAAACGAAAGAAGAAUGAAAGUGAUGAUGAUAUUGAAAAGGCUUUAGCAGAAUUGGAAUUAGAAUAUUCUGGUGUGAAGGUUGAACCGAAACCUGAAGAAGAUACACCACUGCCAGAGAAAGCAAAAAAAAAUAAAAGUAAAGAAACUCCUGCAUCAGAACCAGCUGAAAAAGAGCAAUCAGCUGAGAAGGAUGAUGAAGAAAUUGGAACAGGCACUGUUAAGACUGCUGCUCAAAAGAAAAAGGAAAAGAAAGAGAGAGAAAAGUUGAAGAAGCAAGCUGCUAAGAAGGAAUCCAAAAAGGAUGAUUCUGAAGAUAAACCGGAGGUUGUGGAAGAUGCAAAAGUUGUAGAAGAAACGGCUGAACCUAUUGAAGAAAAAGUAGAUGAAGAUGAUAAAAUAGACAAGGACAGUAAGAAGAAAAAGAAGAAGAAGGGUGCAAAGGAUGAAGAAAAGGAUGCUAAAGAUGCCAAGAAAGGUCCUGGCAAAAAAACAAUUGCUGCCAUGCAAGAAGCUCUCAAGAAAUUGCGCGAGGAAGAGGAACGAGCCUUGCGUGAAGAAGAAGAAAGAAUAAAGAGAGAGGAGGAAGCAGAAGAAGCACGUUUGGAAGCUUUGAGAUUGGAACAGGAACGCAAAGACAAAAAGAAAAAGAAGGACAAGGAGCGGCGUGAACGGUUAAAGGCAGAAGGAAAGUUAUUAACACCUAAACAAAAGGCUGAUCGCGCCAGAGCUCAAGCUCUAAUUGAUGCAAGGAAAGCUCAAGGUAUUGAUUUGCCGGAUAUCGGCGAAAAGAAACCUAGAGCAUCCUUCAAGAAAAGUAAAUUUAAACAUCAACGCAGUGAAGACAAAGAAAUCAAAAAUGUAGAACCGAAAGUAGAGGAUAAGCCGGCCGAGACUGAAAUAGUUGAAAAACCUGUCGAGGAACCAAAGUCUGAUGAUGAUGUUAAGGAUACCUGGGAUGCUGAAAGUUCAGAAGAAGAAGAAAGUGAGGAAGUUUCUGCACCUAUAGAAACGGUUGAUGCUAAAACUACCGCAAAGAAAGAUUCAACUCAAUCGAAGAAGGAUGAAACAAGUGAUGACAGUGAAGAAGAUGAUUCUGAUGAUGAUGACGACGACGAUGAUUCUGAUGACUCCGAAGAUGAGACAGAUCGUCGCAAUGAUGCUGAAAAACGUCGCGACAAAGCUAUCGCUCGUAUUGAAGAAAGGAAAAAAGAAGCGGAAAAAACUAAAUCUGUCGAUAAUUUACGUGCUGCUGUUGUAUGUGUUCUUGGGCACGUAGAUACAGGGAAAACCAAGAUUUUGGAUAAACUUAGAAGAACUAAUGUUCAGGAUGGUGAGGCCGGUGGAAUUACUCAACAGAUUGGUGCCACAAAUGUACCAAUUGAAAAUAUCAUUGAGAACAUAAAAAAUGUCAAAGGGGCUUCUGAGAUGACACUAAAAAUCCCAGGUUUAUUGAUCAUCGACACACCUGGUCACGAGUCUUUCAGCAAUUUGAGAAGCAGAGGUUCAUCUUUAUGCGAUAUUGCCAUCCUCGUAGUCGAUAUUAUGCACGGUCUGGAACCGCAAACUAUUGAAUCCUUGAAUUUGUUGAAAAAUAGAAAGACACCUUUCAUUGUGGCUUUAAACAAAAUCGAUCGGUUGUACGAUUGGCAGACAAUGAACAGGAAAGAUGUCAGAGAUAUCAUUAAAGGUCAAGCUCCAAAUACUCAAGUUGAAUUUGAGCAAAGGACAAACGCUGUAAUAGUACAGUUUGCUGAACAGGGUCUGAAUGCAGCCCUAUUUUAUGAAAAUCCAGAUGUUAGAAGUUAUGUUAGUUUAGUACCUACUAGUGCAGUAACUGGAGAAGGUAUGGGAAAUUUGCUGGCAUUAAUUGUUGAAUCAUCACAGAAUAUGUUGGCAAAACGUUUGAUGUACUCUGAUGAACUUCAGGCUACCGUUUUGGAAGUUAAAGCCAUUUCUGGCUUAGGUACCACAAUUGACGUUAUUUUAAUAAAUGGUACAUUGAGAGAAGGUGAUACUAUGCUAUUGGCUGGUACCGAUGGACCCAUAGUUACACAAAUCAGAUCUUUGCUUAUGCCUCAACCUAUGAAGGAAUUGAGAGUUAAGAAUGCGUAUAUUGAGUAUAAAGAAGUGAAGGCUGCCCAGGGUGUGAAAAUAGCAGCUAAAGAAUUGGAAAAGGCCAUUGCUGGUUUGAAUUUGUUCAUUGCUCAUAAACCGGACGAAGUGGAUAUACUCCGGGAAGAGGUGGCAAGGGAAUUAAAAUCUGCUCUCUCCAAUAUUAAGUUACAGGAGCGCGGUGUCCAUGUCCAAGCAUCCACUUUAGGAUCAUUGGAAGCUCUGUUGGAGUUUUUGAGGACCAGCAAGAUUCCCUAUUCUGGAAUCAGGAUUGGUCCGGUAGUGAAGAAAGAUGUAACGAAGGCUUCAGCUAUGCUAGAGCACGAUAGCCAAUACGCAACAAUUUUGGCCUUUGAUGUGAAGAUUGAACGUGACGCUCAGGAGUUGGCCGACACCUCGGGUGUGAAAAUCUUCCAAGCCGACAUUAUUUACCAUCUCUUUGAUAAGUUCAUGUCGUAUCGCGAAGAACUCAAGCAGAAGAAACGCGAAGAGUUCAAACACAUCGCCGUGUUCCCAUGCAAAUUGAAGAUCUUGCCACAGUUCAUCUUCAAUUCCCGUGAUCCCAUCGUCAUGGGCGUCAUGAUUGAAGCAGGUAUCGUGAAGGAAGGAACACCGAUCUGCGUCCCGAGCAAAGAGUUUGUUGAAUUGGGCUUUGUAACAAGUAUCGAAAACAACCACAAGAAUGUCGAGACCGCCAGGAAAGGAAUGGAGGUUUGUAUUAAAAUUGAACCGAUUCCUGGAGAAUCACCUAAAAUGUUUGGCCGCCAUUUUGACGAAACCGAUAUGCUCGUUAGCAAGAUUUCGAGACAAUCGAUCGACGCUUGUAAGGACUACUUCAGAGAUGACCUCGUGAAGACCGACUGGCUUUUGAUGCAAGAACUCAAGAAGACCUUCCAGAUCUUGUAAAGAGCGAACGACCUAACAAAACAAAAAAAA
This is a messenger RNA of Nicrophorus vespilloides, 3607 nucleotides long. It is a transcript of the gene eIF5B, whose product is annotated as eukaryotic translation initiation factor 5B. Bases 164 to 3577 code for a protein of 1137 amino acids. The transcript has 15 exons. NCBI's taxonomy places the organism in Eukaryota, Metazoa, Arthropoda, Insecta, Coleoptera, Silphidae. Gene Ontology annotation, molecular function: GTP binding; GTPase activity; translation initiation factor activity. The record is from RefSeq and is a predicted model, not a curated record.